GACGACACGCGCUACGCAUUAGCAGUUCCUGGCACUUUGAUCAAGUUCGAACUAUUCCGCACCGAACCACCUACCUUACUCAUUAUUGCUCAUCAUGCUAUUAUGGAUGCUUGGAGCAGAGAAUGUCUCUUGGCAGAGAUCGACAGUGCUAUUUCAAGACAGCAGCUCCCUGAGCCCGUCCCAUUCCGAAAUUACGUGGACUACAUAAUUGCGGAAGGAAAUCAUGAAUCUGAUAUUGCUUGGCAUGUUGAUCGAAUCCGUACUGCAGACAUUAUCGGUUUUCCCCAGUGUGAAAAGUCGACAUUUACCAGUAGUUCUUGCCUUGGCCCCGACUUUUUGCGAGUCGAGCAGCUUUCUGGUAUGGCGAAAGUCACUCAAACAUACGGUAUCAAAUCAUCGACACUUUCAAAGGUUGCCUUUGCGUUGGUAAAGCGACACGAAUCGAAACGUGAUGUAGUGCUCAUCCCACAGGCAGAAGCGUGUCGAAGUCUACCCGUCAAGGGAAUUACAGAGAUGUGUGCUCCAACAUACAACAUCGCCAUCGACCGCGUCGAUUUCCUCUCAACCGAUACAGUACUCGAGCUACUGCGCCGUACCCAAUACAAUCAAGACAAGAUGACUGAUAUUUCUGCUGUCAACUACGAAGCGGUAUUAUCUGCCAUUGAACAAGACAUGACCCCAUUUUCUACCUCCAGCUACAACUUCUCUUCGAUAGAAGGAAAUCCACCCUACAGGGCUAUACAACCUGGACCGGCAGGAGCAGAGAAUGAUAUUGGUAUAGAAUGGACGACUAUUGUGGAGGGAGAAGUAGUCAAGGUUAGAGUAGACUGUGACCCCAUUUUCUCUGAUCGUGUUCCAGCCUAUGUCGACCAGUUCUUCGUGGCUGUUCGUUGGCUGGUAACUAAUAUUCAAGCCAGAAGUUUGGAGGGGUUGGAACUAUAGGAAGAGACUUGGAUUUUCUCGAGAUAACAGAUUAUAUGAUUAGGUGUGUACAUGUACAUAGAUAGCGAUGCACGAGACUCGGUCUGCUUGAAU
Molecule: messenger RNA, 1035 nt
Organism: Serpula lacrymans var. lacrymans S7.9
Lineage: Eukaryota; Fungi; Basidiomycota; Agaricomycetes; Boletales; Serpulaceae
Exons: 1
Coding region: 103-942 (279 amino acids)
Source: RefSeq, a predicted model, not a curated record